Messenger RNA from Gryllus bimaculatus (two-spotted cricket), 2562 nucleotides. The record is from the annotation of a GenBank genome assembly. Lineage: Eukaryota; Metazoa; Arthropoda; Insecta; Orthoptera; Gryllidae.
AAAAAAUAGCGGGCAAAACUUGUGUUUCUGUAAAUUGAAGAAAUCCCGGAGCAAAUCUUGUCAUCGCCGCCUGACGUCAUAGAAAAGGGAGGGGGAGCAGAUAAGGGGAAUUCCGCGCAUUUCCGAAGCGACUGUCGUGGAAGCAUGAUGAUUGCGAGAAAGGGGGGGGGUAAGAAAAUAGUGUGGUAGCACAAAUCUUUCAGUCUCAUUCACUGUGAAAAAUUAAUUAUAUGUUUGUAUAAUUAUAAAAUAUAUUUAGGUGUUGUAACUGGUAACAAUGGAAACAUAGUACAUUACCUCGAAUCAAAAUUAUACAUGUUAAAUGGUUUAGAUGCUAAGAUUAUUUGGAUCUCUGUGCUCAAUCUGGAUCGAAUGAAAAAGCGCACGCUGGUGGUGCAGGAGCAGCGCUACCGCGAGCAGCUGCAGGAGCUGCAGGCGCUGGCCGCGGCGCGCGAGAGCGAGAGCAGCGAGCUGCGAGACCGCGCCUCGACGCUGCAGGCGGACGUCGAAGACAAGGCCUCCACCAUGCUCCGGCUGCAGUCGGAGCUGGAGCUGGCCAACAAGCAGUCGGAGCUACUGCGCCAGAAGCUGCGCCAGAUGGAGGAGGACAUCGCGGGCUUCAAGCGGUACAACGCGCAGCUGGCGGCGGAGCUGGCCGCCAAGGCGGAGGACGAGACGUCGGAGAGCGAGGCGGAGGAGGUGCUGCAGCGCCGGCGCAAGGAGGAGCAGAUGGAGGAGCAGCUGCAGCGGCUGCGCGAGCGCGCGGCCGAGCGCGACGCCCGCGCGCAGCAGCUGGCCGGUGACGCGGCGCGCCUCGAGGCUGAACUGGCGGCGGCGCGCGCCGAGCGCGACAGCCUGGACGCGCAGCGCCGACAGAUGCUGCAGGAGCGACAGGAGGAGAUGCAGAUCGUGCAGAAGGCCCUGGAGGAGGCGCAGGCCGAGAGCGCGGCCGCCAAGCGCCGCUUCGACCAGGACUUCGAGCGCCUGCGCACCGUCAACACGGCGCGCGAGCAGCAGCUGCUCGAGGACUUCGAGUGGAAACUGCGCGAGGUGCAGCAGACGUGCAAGCGACGCCUGCAGGAAUCGGAGCGCGCGGCGGAGCAGCGCGUGGCGGCGGCGCGGCAGGAGCUGGAGCAGCGGCUGUCGGCGGCGGAGCGGCGCGUGGCCGACCUGUACGACACGCAGCGCGCGCUGCGCACGGCCACGCGCGACAUCGAGCGCGCGCACGAGGGCGAGCUCAAGCUCAAGGAGGAGAUCACGCGCCUCAAGGCGCUCGUCGAGACCGAGCGCAACUUCGCCGCCACCAUCCAGAGGAACUACGAUCGCCAGGUGACGGACGCCGAGCGCAAGUUGGAGGCGCGAGUGCAGGAGGUGCGAGACGAGCUCACGCAGCAGUGGGAGGACAAGGUGCGCGGCGAAUGCGCGCGCCUGCGCGGAGAGCUGCAGCAGCUGCACGCCGAGGAGAUCGCGCUGGCGGUGCGCGCGGCGCGCGAGGAGCGCGACGCCGGUCACCAGGCGGCGCUGGCGCAGCUGGAGCGCCGCCUACAGAACGCGCUCAACGAGGUAACAGCACUGCGCACUCGCAUGGCAGAGAAAGAGGCGCAGCACGAGAGAGACCUGGCCGAUGCGCAAACGAACGCCGACAGCGCCGCCGUCGAGCUGCGUAGGAAGCUCGAUAAACUGGACAUGCAGUAUCAGGAGCAGAUAGAGAAGUUGCAGGAACAACAUGAACAACACAUAGAAAAACUUACCGAGGAGAAUGAUCGACGCGUUGCACAAAUGGAGCAGACAUGGCAGAUGCAAGUGACUUCCACACGCACAACUCUCGAGCUGGUCAAAGAGCAGCUCGAGCGAGACGCUCAGGACAGGUUGGAGGCCCUCGAGAGACAGCACCAGCGGAAACUUGAGGAGCAAUGGCAGCAGCUAACCGCUGAGCGAGAACGGGCUCUUGAGGAGGCCCACGAUAAACAUCACCAACAGUUGGAGCAGUUGCGCAAGGAUCUGGAGGAAGCCAGCAAGGAUAACCCCGUCAAGGAUUUGGAGCUGGAGAAGGCUCUAGCAUCCCUUCGCUCCCAGCUGGAGUACCGAGAGAAAACUGUGAACAAGUUUCCGAAGAAUCCGGGGAACUUGGAACACCUCAGUGCUCCCCUAGUCUUCAACUCCCAGCAGAGCAGUCGGAACAAAAUGUCGACACUCAACGAGAAGCAGAACAACUUGAACCCCAGAUCUAAUCAAGUUUCACUUGCCACGGGGGAGGCCUCCAGUCCAGCCAACAUCGCCAACUCCAGCAGCAGCAAGGCAGUGCUGCCAGUGCCCACGCUGUCUGUGCUCCUGGUGCCCCUCCUCUCCUGGAUCCUGCUGGACUCUUUUGCCCUAGCUCUAGCCUCUCUCCUUAUGAUCCUGGCGCUGCUCUUGUACCUCGGCCCAUGACCUGGAGUGCCUGUAUGUUUUUAGUGUUAGUGUGUGCCUGCCAACAAAUCCAUAGCCUGCAUGCUGGUUCCUAGAUGCCUCCUCUCUUUAUAGGCAAAAAUAUACGAUCAUUAUCUCACACUCUACAAGACU